AUGUCACAGCUUGUCAAGGAGCUCUUAAAUCGACCGGAUAUUUCACGUCCACGAUGGGACCAGUCAACAUUUGAAGGUCGGGCAAAACACUUUUUUGUUAUAACAAAUCCGUUGAAUCUUUUCGUCUCAGGCAGAAGGUUGGAAGAAUGCAAAAAAUUAGUGCUUAAUUACAGGAAGGGUAUCAUACCAGAUGACCUAACCGUUGAUCAAUUAUGGCGUGCGAAACAACUUUUUGAUUCUGCUUAUCACCCUGCUACUAAUGAAAAAAUGUUCUUGCCAGGCCGGAUGAGUUUCCAAGUGCCAGGAAACAUGUUGCUAACAGGCGGAAUGCUCACUUUUUACAAGUAUUUCUUCCUACCUAAUCUUUGGUCUCCUGCUGCGGUAAUUUUCUGGCAGUGGUUAAAUCAAACUUUUAAUGCGGUGGUGAAUUACACAAAUCGAUCUGGUGAGGGGGCAUCUACAAAUCAAAUGAUGGCCUCGUAUGUAUGCGCAACUGGAGGUGCUCUUGUUGCUGCUCUAGGCCUUAAUUCGCUUGUGAAGACUGCACCACCACUUGUUGGUCGUCUAGUGCCAUUCUGUGCAGUUGCAGUAGCAAAUUCCAUCAAUAUCCCAAUGAUGAGAUCAAAGGAACUGAUAGAAGGUAUCGAUUUAAUGGAUGAAAAUGGUAAUAAAGUUGGAAAAAGUAAAAAGAUAGCAUACCAGGCUAUUUCUAAGGUUGUUCUUAGCAGAAUUGGGAUGGCUUCACCGACAUUUGUAUGCAUACCCAUUUUCAUGAACUGGUGUGUGAAAACGCAGUGGUACAAGGCCCGACCGUGGGUUUCAGCACCACUUCAAGCCGCUAUAGCUGGUGUUGUAUUAGUUUUUUCGACACCUUUAUGUUGUGCAAUUUAUCCUCAGAUGAGUCCAGUAGAUGUUAAAAAGCUGGAACCGGAAGUACGGGAAAAAAUAAGCAAACUUCCCAACUCGCCUCGGACUGUUUACUGCAACAAGGGUCUCUAA
Molecule: messenger RNA, 999 nt
Organism: Enterobius vermicularis (human pinworm)
Lineage: Eukaryota; Metazoa; Nematoda; Chromadorea; Rhabditida; Oxyuridae
Source: the annotation of a GenBank genome assembly